AACAAGGAGAACCAGAGUCAGUCAACGAGCCCAACCAAAUUGCACAGCCGUUGGACCGAGUUGCCCGCACCGCCGACCCCGACAAUGCCAAGGACACCAGCGGCAGGGAUCCCUACUCGGAUUACAGGACGCUCAUGGCGCUUAUGGGUCCCAGGCGGCACCGGUACCUUCAUUUCGGACGCAAAAGAGCCCUGCCUCUUUACUCGGAUGUUCCCGUCGACCAAGUGGAAGGCAGUGAUGACUAUAUCGGCGACGACUACGACGCCUCUUCGGCCGAGUCCUUGGAAGAUGCUAUGCGCUGGACUAAGCCGUAUCUGGGAGACGGACUCCACGAGGACGUGGUCCUCUCAGGCGCGCCGGAAGAUGGUGAAGUGAUUAGGUACAAAAGGGACGUCAGUGCGGCGUCGGUACGUGACGACGGACUUAACACCAAUGCGGACCAGGAGAGACGACCGCUAAUUGAAGUACACGACGAGCUCGCCAGAGACGGGAACGCCGGUCCCUACCUUGAUUGGCAAGAAAGGGAAAAGAAAUCUCCAAACCGUAUGCUGCACUUUGGCAAGCGAGAAAGACAACAUGAAUCUACCCAGCUGGGAUCUGAUGAAGUCCAAGGCUACAUAAAGCGGGCAAUAAAUCGUAUUCUGCCUUUCGGAAAACGCAUUCAAGACCACGCAACAUCGGACUUUCAAGUGAACGACUACGGCUGGUAUAGCAACGAUGACAAGAGAGCUAUGAACCGGAUUAUGCAUUUCGGCAAGCGAGAACCCGAAGAAAUCUUAAUUAGUGACAAAUCGUCGGGUCCCCAGAUCCAGAUACAUGGAAACGAUAAAAAGUCGAUCAAUCGCAUCUUGCAUUUCGGGAAGCGGAAAGGCAACGAGGCGUUUGAUACUAAUCUAGUGGAAAGUGGUUACAGCAAAACAAACGCACGAUCAAAUCGAAUCAUGCACUUUGGAAAGCGAACAGAUGAUGGCCUUAUUUCGGAGUUUGAUCCGGAAAGCCACACAGCUUCAAAACGUGUAACCAACAGAAUCAUGCAUUUCGGAAAACGAGAGUCAGCUUUUUUGAGUCCCCUAGAAGACCAACUAAAGCGGGACUUUCUCGAGUGGAAGAAGAGGUACACCGACAGAAUGCUUCACUUCGGGAAGAAGCGGCCUCAGGACAGAUACACUGAUAAACGGAUCACCAACCGAAUCAUGCAUUUCGGCAAGCGGGGUGUAAUUUUUCCGCUAUCAGACGAAACCGACGAUAGCACGGGGAAACAAAAGCGCCAGUUGAAAAAUUCCAUCCUUCAUUUCGGUAAGAGAGACGACGAGAUGUCUAUUGAAAAACGUACGAAGAACCGGAUCAUGCACUUUGGAAAAAGGGAGGAAAGAUAUCCCUACGAGAACACGCUAACAUCCGACAAGCACCUCGGAGACCGGAUUCUUCACUUUGGAAAACAGGAGCCCCAUCACCAGGACGCAGACUUUCUAAACAAACGCAGCACGGCUAACGCAGAUCUUCAGUUUGACAACGAAUACAGCGAGAGCCCAUACCUCGUGGACAAAAAGAUCACCAAUCGCAUUUUGCAUUUUGGCAAGCGACUUGAUGGCUCCGCAGAAGAUCCGGGAAAAGUCAGCGGCAAGUCCAAACAGGACGUCCCCUCCGUCAACAGCGAUAUUAAAUUCGAAGACAGCUUCCUCGUCGAAGAACACAAGCCGCACAACAGGAGGAAACGAUCCCUUGGCUUCGAUCAGUACGACUUGGACGAGACUCUCGAGCGUGUCGUCCACCAGCUGAUGGACGCCGGCUACCCGAAAAGAGUCGCUCUGGCUCAUCCCGGCAUUCCUGGGCAUUUGCAUCUACCGCACGCCUUUGUGGCGGCGCACGUAUAUGGCAGCGAACUUCCGCGUAUGCUCAGCCGGCCCAGUCGAAGCGACAGGUUUUUCCCUGUCCCGUACAGUGGAGAACACCGGGAGGCGCCCAAGGGUCCUUCUCGCAACGUGUUCCUGCACUUUGGCUGAAGCCUCUCCAAGACGCUGAGCCGUGGCAUGAAGAUCCUCACACCCUCCAACACUCCCCUCAGCAUGCUUGCGUCCCAUCCCUUGCACCAUGAUAUCGGGCAAAACACAUAUCAACAUUUAGCCUGGACUAAGAGGUGGAGAUCCUCACCCCUAAAAAAAUAUUGGCGCCAACAACUGACAACAAGAUGAUUUUGUGCUACAGCUAUAGUAUAAAGGGUUAGGAACACCUCUGACGCAGACGACAAUUACGUCGAAUGUUUAAAUGUUUGCUUUUAAUGGCUUGUGUUAAGCAAACGUGUUGCAGGCGAUCGAGGUAACAUCAGUCGGUCGUACAGCGUAUCUGCUCCGCAGACAACUCGAACAUCGAGAGGGUAGCAGAUAUCCUCGAUCAUAGUCCGCGGGCCGAUAUCGACAAUGGCUAUAAUAUAUAUAUGACGUAUUUAAGCAGAAUUCAGUUGUUGAGCGAUUCCAUAACACGUCUCGUGGGCAGAAUGUAGAAGCUUAUGUUGGUGUGGGGGUGUGGAUGACGUACUCCGUUUGCUCCUCCUCUAACGGUUUUGUGGAUACUACAUGCUGGCUUAGCAAGGACACCGCUGUCCGUUCGUUUUGCCUUUGGAAAGACUCCCCUGUUUUAAAACAAACACCGAAUGAGCGGAGCGAUUUUUCAACGAACGCUUCGUUCGCUUGGCUAAAUUUAAGUUACAUUCCGUUAAUUUUUAUAACCGCUGACAACUCGAGGAACCCAAAUCGUAACCAACCCCAAACAUCCCAUUAAUAUGUUGUAAGGUUAAAUACGAUUCCAGGGACGCUCACCAUGUUUGCGACAGCUUAAGCUCAGCAACACUCUGUGAUAAGAUGCGCGCCACCUUAGAUAAUUAUUAAAAAAAAUAUAAUUAUGAGAACCUCAAGGUAGCUUUGUCGUCACAGAAACUCCCGUGCAGGAUGACAUAGUAUAUUGCUGUUUAUUACAGAUAUCCCGGCUCUUCCUGUUUGCUCUGCUAUACAGUUAAAACAACAACCAUGAGAUGUCAUAGUGACAUCGUGGCCGUUACAGAAAGUUUAAUUUAGAGCCAGAUGCAGCGUGUUAAGUGGUUAAUGCCCGCUAAAGUAUGAAUAUUGAUAGACUGAAAAGCUCUGGGCGUGAGAAGCUCGAUGCAUCGCGAACGUAGGACGACAUGUCCCACUUUUCUAACCUUGGGAAGCGAGCUGGCAGGUUCAUUUGCGUACGUGUUCUAACCUUUCUGCCUUGCCUGGCAUACCAUCCAUCGUAAUAAUCUUUUUGAGCAAAUAAAUAUUUUUUUAUAUUAAUAUUAAACUCUAAAUGCUCAUGCCCUACAAAAAAAGCCAAUUUAAUGUCACUUCCACCGAAUGGCAUUCGAGUGAUCGUCCGAUCAGCGCUGGCAUAUUCCAUUCCACUCGCGACACUCGUAGUUAAAAUCGAGAUCUGAUUCGGCGAUUAGGUAAGUGGCAUUCAAUAGAAGUUACAUUAACUCACCCGUCUUACGGGGAACUUAAUAUCUCGGGCCGAAUUAACCAGGACAGGACUCGUUUGAGGUGACUAAGUGAUUGUGCUCAUAGUUGAGGAGAAAGAAAAUCACUCUGAUCAAUUUGUUGACCGCUCGUCUUUGUCUUUUUAUUUCUUUUACAACUGAGAUAUUACACCGGCAAGAAGCCCCUUAAUUAGACCAUUACACGGAGGUUCUAUGUAUGCCUCUAAAUAUAGCAACAUUUUCCAUUUAAAUAAGCACUUUUUUUCUGAUACGGUAUCGUGUUUGUUUUGUUUUUUGUUAGUCGGUCUUAGAAUAACAAGUGUGCCGCCUAACGACAACCCGCUAUAAUUGAUAAGCCACCGGCUUUUGACCCACGAGAGCUGGAUUGAUUUUCCAUUUCUUAGCGUCAAGGUUGGCCGUGAGACGGUUUACUGCUCUGCCACGUGAAUAAUUUUGACCGCUUGCAGUUUUCAUUUUUCUCCCAUAUUUCAUGUAGAUAUACCUCACGCAGCAUACGCUUCUCUGAACGAAUUCUGUCCGGCUCCGCGUACACUUUGAAACCGAGUUUGUGCAAACUCGAGAUUGUCAGACAAAAGAAUAACUUCUAAUGGUGCAGUGGCGUGCGCAUCACGUGCUGAGCCAGCCUCUGUGUAUCAAACGAUUUUGAGCUAUUUUUUUCGAUCUUGCAUUUUCUUGUCUCCUGCCGACUGGAUCAACAUAACAAUUAUUUUUCUUAAAUUAAUUCAGAAAGAUUAUGGCCAGACGUCCAAUUCGUCCUUAACUUAUAGUGCUCCACAGCUGCUCCCUUCAAAAAUAAAAAAUUUCCAGCAACAUUUUUACUUGGAAUUCUAAAUUCAUGCAAUUGAAUAUUUACAUUAGGACUGCAUAAAUUCCCUUAGUAUACAAUAGGCAGACGUUUCGGAAAAGAAUGCAUAUAGUGUUUAUAAAUUUUCCAAAUAAAUUCAAGAAAAAUGGACGCCACGUGACCGAAAGUGGUGUGACACCACGGCCCCACACCGUGACGGCUUGUCAUGUGAGCGUAAAUCACGGUGGACUUAAAUGGAUACACUUUCAUUAGAAAAUCCACAUCUUGACGUUACAUCGUCAUGUUACGUGAUGUAAUAAGGACACAUGACUAGGUCACGUGAUACGACAUGACGCUGCCGCGCAGUGGCGUAACUUAAUUUUUCUGUUGCCACGCGACCUCAAUUUCAGUGCCAAAUUUACUUGGUAAAUUCCGGAACGGACAGACGGGCGAACGAAAACAUUUAUACAAUUAUUGGGCUCGUUAAGAAUCAUCCCAGUUUUGAACCGACGAUCGCUUCUCCGCACUAACCGGGUAGCGCUUUCAAGCUGGAAGAAGAGGACGAAAAAUCAACGGCUAAAUGGGGAACCGCAAAGCAGGCCCUCAUAUUGGGUUCCUCGGGUUGUUGGCAGCAAUGAUGCGACCGGAAUGUCGGAAUCAGCGACGUUCAGAAACGUCUACACUAAGAGCCAGAUUCCAACUGCACAUCUACGCUGAGAAAUUAACGUGCAAGGUCCAACGCACCAAAAUAUAUUUAUUACCCUCCGUGCGGGUGUCACAAUUGUGCGUGUUCAUAGUCUUCAUCUUAUAUUUAUUUCUCGCCUUCAGUGUCAUAUGUGUCAGCUUUCUUUUGUUAAUUUAUUUCUCUUCGUGGCCUUUUAUGAGAAAUUUAAAAAAAAAUUGAAACAGAAAAGAAAAAAAAACAACGGAAAAAUAGCUCCAAGGAACGGAAACAAUGUCGACAAACGCGCCGAAGUGUCCAAAGACGGGAUUUCAAUAAAAAUCAGUGAACAUAUUGAAAAUAAAUGAAAAAUGUGUUUCAUC
Molecule: messenger RNA, 5342 nt
Organism: Ixodes scapularis (black-legged tick)
Lineage: Eukaryota; Metazoa; Arthropoda; Arachnida; Ixodida; Ixodidae
Exons: 2
Coding region: 135-2003 (622 amino acids)
Source: RefSeq, a predicted model, not a curated record